Mycena citricolor is the source of this 1315-nucleotide messenger RNA. The record is from the annotation of a GenBank genome assembly. Lineage: Eukaryota; Fungi; Basidiomycota; Agaricomycetes; Agaricales; Mycenaceae.
AUCCAUCGCCCCAUAUGCACUGAUCACCCCUCAGGGAGGACACACAAGUGCGCCAGCGACCCAUCUGAAUCUGACCUUGACGUUGCCUGCACUUGGUAUGAUAGUCAAGCCAGUAUCGCCACGGCGACUCAACCUCAAGGCUCUUGGCUGUAAACAGUAAUAUCCGACAAGCCCUACCUGGCCGCUCACACCAGCCAACUUCAAAGUAGCACCACGGCGCUCAAGGUCCAAUAUUGAAUACAUGAUGUAUGCAGCUGUGCACCGCGAAGAGCAGGGGCUGUUGCGCAAGAUCGCCUGGAAGCACAUACAACGAGCCACAAUCAGCGCCUUCUCUGCAUUAAUCCCUGGGCGGAAGGACAACCCUGACUCGCGGAAGGCCCAACACAAGCCAAGGACGAUCACCCGGGCGCAUCCUACUCUGAAGACGAACGCCCGUGGCUUGCAUGGAAGACAAGCCAGCUCACGCAGUAGGCCUUGUCCCGGCGGUCAAACCACCCCCCCCCCCACGCGCCGCGUUGAAAGCGCGGAUCGCAGUCUGUGCUAGGAACAUGAGAGGGUCUGGACGUGCACCCAGCUUGGCUCGCGAGUCGCGAGUCGCCGCACCGCUCCGGAUUCCGCCCACACAGGCCCCAUCGAAACUGUCUCCGUACUGCUGGCAAUGGAUCGGAUGAGAGGAGAUUGCCCGGGCGAGAGGGUCGCGGCGGAUUCGAUACACUGGUCGUGUAAACUAAAACAUGCUGGAGAUCUGAUGCGGAUCGAUGCGAUGCUAAUGGAAGAGGUACAUGGUUACCUCACGGCGAGCCCUGAAACGAGAACCAGUAGCAACCACCGACUCAUGCUGCACAUUCCAGUCUUCUAUUAAAUCAGACUUCCCAAUAGAAUCCGUGCUGGAUUCGAAGCCUAUGUGUAGGACAAAAAUGGGGGACACCGGACUGGCCUCGUGCAGAAAUACAAGCUCGCUCAUGCGCCGGCAGAUGCCCUCAACGAUAACAUGAUCCUGCGUCCUCGCACCCGAUUAUGAAGCAGAUGAUAAUGCUCGCGGCAAGGCCAUCCGCGUAGUGGAUCGAUCAUAGGACUAGGGACACGGUCGUGAGUCGUGGCGACUGAGUCGGCGCGGAGAACCGGGGGAGGGUAUAUUCGACAUGAUUCAAAUCCACGAGAGACAACGUCAAUGGACGUGCUCCCCCAGCGAGCCCCGUCUCCCUAUAGAGAAUAUAAGCGAAUUUCUCGCGAUUAGUGGGAGGCGCUAGAGGACUGAUCGCCACAUCGUCCAUUUGACUCUGCGAUUGAGAUCUAGAGCCCCGGUCCCACCUGA